ACACCUCCCAGCUGCGCGCUGUGGCGCAUGCGCAGCAGUGGCGGGCGCCCUACCCCCGCUCCCGCGGCCUGGCUCCGGAGAAGACGGCGGCGGCAAGAUGGCGCUUACCAGUUUUUUACCAGCUCCAACCCAGCUGUCUCAAGACCAGCUAGAGCUAGAAGAAAGAGCAAGAGCUCAGAGAUCUAGGCAGACUGCUCUAGUCUCAUCACGAAGGGAACCUCCCCCGUAUGGUUACCGGAAAGGAUGGAUACCACGCGUACUGGAGGAUUUUGGAGAUGGCGGUGCUUUCCCAGAAAUUCACGUGGCUCAAUAUCCACUGGAUAUGGGCCGGAAGAAGAAAAUGUCCAAUGCUUUGGCUGUUCAGGUGGAUGCAGAAGGAAAAAUAAAAUACGAUGCAAUUGCUCGACAAGGACAAUCAAAAGACAAGAUUAUUUACAGCAAAUACACAGAUCUUGUCCCAAAAGAGGUCAUGAAUGUGGAUGAUCCUGAACUGCAAAGACCAGAUGAGGAGACAAUUAGAGAGAUAACAGAGAAGACAAGAGCAGCCUUGGAGAAAUCAGUGUCACAGAAAAUUGCAGCCGCCAUGCCAGUUCGAGCAGCUGACAAAUUAGCUCCUGCGCAGUACAUCCGGUACACACCGUCACAGCAAGGCGUUGCCUUCAACUCUGGAGCAAAACAGAGAGUUAUUCGGAUGGUGGAAAUGCAGAAGGAUCCUAUGGAGCCUCCAAGAUUCAAAAUUAACAAGAAGAUUCCACGUGGGCCACCUUCUCCUCCAGCGCCUGUAAUGCACUCUCCUAGUAGAAAGAUGACUGUGAAAGAGCAACAAGAGUGGAAAAUUCCUCCAUGCAUUUCAAACUGGAAAAAUGCAAAGGGUUACACAAUUCCAUUAGACAAGCGUCUGGCUGCAGAUGGCAGAGGAUUGCAGACUGUUCAUAUUAAUGAAAACUUUGCCAAGCUCGCUGAGGCUCUCUAUAUAGCUGACAGAAAGGCUCGUGAGGCUGUAGAGAUGCGUGCCCAGGUGGAGAGGAAAAUGGCUCAGAAAGAAAAGGAGAAACAUGAGGAAAAGCUCCGAGAAAUGGCCCAGAAAGCAAGGGAGAGAAGAGCAGGGAUCAAAACCCAUGUUGAAAAAGAGGAUGGAGAAGCUAGAGAAAGGGAUGAAAUAAGACAUGACCGGCGCAAAGAAAGACAGCAUGACAGAAAUCUCUCCAGGGCCGCCCCUGACAAAAGGUCAAAGCUGCAGAGAAAUGAAAACAGAGAUAUCAGUGAAGUUAUCGCCCUAGGGGUACCCAACCCUAGGCCAUCCAAUGAAGUCCAAUAUGACCAGAGGCUGUUCAACCAGACCAAGGGUAUGGACAGUGGCUUUGCUGGAGGGGAAGAUGAAAUUUAUAAUGUUUAUGACCAGCCUUGGAGAAGUGGAAAAGAUAUGGCCCAAAACAUCUACAGACCAAGUAAAAAUGUGGAUAAGGAUAUGUAUGGUGAUGAUCUAGAGGCUCGAAUAAAGACGAAUAGGUUUGUUCCUGACAAAGAGUUCUCUAACUCGGAUCGUAACACCAGAGGGAGAGGCAGAGAUGGACCAGUUCAAUUUGAGGAGGAUCCAUUUGGUUUGGACAAAUUUCUGGAAGAAGCCAAACAACAUGGUGGUUCUAAACGGCCCUCUGAUAGCAGCCGCCCUAAAGAACAUGAGCAUGAGAGCAAAAAGCGGAGGAAGGAAUAAAUGCUUCUGUUCCUUGAGUAGCAAAGAAAUGGACUACUUGCUUGGACUUCCUUCAAAAGGCAUUUUUAAUAUCACAGAGGUGUGUAGGGGGAUGGCAUUAUAUAAAGCAGUUCUGAACUCUUGUGCCAGGUGGAUACAUGUACA
Molecule: messenger RNA, 1858 nt
Organism: Oxyura jamaicensis (ruddy duck)
Lineage: Eukaryota; Metazoa; Chordata; Aves; Anseriformes; Anatidae
Gene: SNW1
Product: SNW domain containing 1
Exons: 14
Coding region: 98-1714 (538 amino acids)
Biological process (GO): mRNA splicing, via spliceosome
Cellular component (GO): spliceosomal complex
Source: RefSeq, a predicted model, not a curated record